Molecule: messenger RNA, 1176 nt
Organism: Onthophagus taurus
Lineage: Eukaryota; Metazoa; Arthropoda; Insecta; Coleoptera; Scarabaeidae
Product: retinol-binding protein pinta-like
Cellular component (GO): membrane
Molecular function (GO): phosphatidylinositol bisphosphate binding
Source: RefSeq, a predicted model, not a curated record
UUCAAACCAUUUGAUCUAAUAAUAAAAAGAAAUUUAAUUACAUAUUUUGUGCUAUAUCUUUUAAAGUAGAGUACAAUUUAUUUUUCCGGGUUCGUAAAGCAUUACAACCUAGGCGGGACGUCGUAUAUUUUCCGACCGUUUAACUAAUUGCGCGAUUACUGGAAAAAGGACCACCCCGGAAGAGUAAUCCUGUUUAUGCAUUAAGGAAUGGCAUCCUGUUUCCGAAUAAAAAGAAAUAUGGAUAUAAGACCGCUUUCUCCGGAAUUGCAAGCGAAAGCCAUUGCUGAACUUAACGAAGAUCCAAAAAGAAUUCCUGAGGACAUCAAAUACAUCAAAGAAUGGCUUUUAAAACAACCUCAUUUAAAACCGAGAACGGACGACCAAUUUAUUUUAACGUUCCUAAGAGGAUGUAAGUUUAGUUUGGAAAGAACCAAAGAGAAACUUGAAACUUAUUUUACGAUGCGUUCCCUUCUUCCGGAAUACUUCAAAAACCGUGAUCCUUUCGAUCCAAAAAUGCAGGAACUUUUGAAAGCUGGUACAUAUUUGCCGUUGAAAAGCUCUGGGCCUGAUACACCAAAAGGAUUUUUAAUGAGUUUCAAAAAUUGGGAUAUGAGUACAACGAGUAUGUCGGAUUUAAUGAAAUUAACCUAUAUGAUUAUGGACAUUGUAAUUAACGAAGACGAUCAAGCUGUAAUUGCGGGAAUAAUAGCUUUACAAGAUGGAACAGGAAUUGAAAUGAAACAUAUGAUGGCAAUGACUCCGAGUUUGGUGAAGAAAAGUGCGAUGUUGUUCCAAGAUGCGUAUCCAAAUCGACCAAAAGCUAUGCAUUAUUUCAAUCCCCCAUCGUUUAUCGAAACCAUUUUUAACUUAUUUAAGCCAUUUAUGAAAGAAAAAUUAAUGAAAAGGUGGCAUAUACACAAUACGAAAAACAUUAAUGAUAUGUACGAAUUUUUUCCAAAAUCAAUUUUACCUGAAGAGUAUGGAGGUGAUGCUGGCAAAAUACAAGAAAUUAUUGAUUAUUGGAAGAACAAAGUUGAAAGUUACGCUGAUUGGUACAAAGACGAUGAGAAGUAUGGUUGUGAUGAAUCAAAACGUCCUGGAAAACCGAAAACUUCAGCAGAACUCUUUGGAAUUGAAGGUUCAUUUAGAAAACUCAAUGUGGAUUAAUUUUAAAAU